AUGUUACCGAGAAUUUCCGCCACCCGAAAUUUUUGCCACGUUCUAGGCCACUUGAGCAACUUCCGGAGGCUUACGAGCAAUUUUACGAGCAAUUAUUUAGAUAUGUUCCGGAUGCGACUAAACGCCGAGCAAGUUGGCCGGAAGUUCGAGGUGUCCGACGACGAGCUGACGGUUGUGGCACGCCGCAUGUCGGACGCCAUGGACGCGGGUUUGUGGCGUAACGGACAGCCGGACACGCUGGCCACAAUAAGGUGCUGGGACACACGCGUUCCGCGUCCGUCACCGCCCGCGGCCACCGAUGCGGUCGUCAACAAGUUCUUGAGCCUGGAUCUGUGCCACGGCGACAGGUUCCGUACGCGGUUGACGUCCCUGUUAGGUGCGCACGACGUGUGGAUCAGGUCGCGUGAGCACCCACUGACGCCCAGCACCCUAAUGACCGGAAAGGUGGCCAAUCUGUUCGACCACUUGGCUAGUGGACUGGCCGAGUUCGCCGAAGAGUUUCACGUGAGGCAGGCCGGGGUACCACUGGCGUUGACUUUCGGGUUCCCAGUCUGGCACUCCGGGGCCCUGGGUGGUACAGCCAGCUUCUGCCGGUGGACCAAGGGGUUCGACUGUGCGGACGCAAUGAGCCGGGACGUGACGGCCGAGUGGCGGGCGGCCGCGGCCCGGGCUGACGUGGUCGUGGGUCCUGUGGCCGUGCUCAAUGACGCGUGUGUGGCUAUGAUGCACAGCGCAGCGGACAGGCCGGAUACACGUGCCGCGCUCGUCGUGGACGACGGCUGCAACUGCUGUUACGUGUCAGAAUUCGGACGCACCGUCAUCAACACCGAAUGGGGUGCUUUCGGCGAGGACGGCGCGCUCGACCACCUGUUGACGGAGUAUGACCAUCGGCUCGACUCCCGAUCCCAAAAUCCCGGCAAGCAAAUUUACGAGAAAAUGACUUCAGGCAUGUAUAUGGCUGAGUUGGUGCGUGAGGCGGUUUUGGAGAUAGUCUCCAACCAGGCGAUGUUUGAAGGUAGAACUACAACCGCCAUGAACACAGAGUACGCGCUCAAAGCCAAACACUUGUGGCUGGUGGAGUCAGACAGAAGUCCGUCGUAUGAUGGCGUCCGGACUGUCCUGACCGGGGUGCUGAACGUGACUGACCCGUCAGACAUGGACUGCGAGCUGUUCCGGUACGCGUGCCGGUGCGUCACCAGACGGUCUGCAAACCUGAUCGCUGCUGGGCUGUCAGCCGUGCUGAGGCGGACCGGACUGCCUGUCACGGUGGUCAUGGACGGGUCCGCGUUCAAGACGCACUCUGAGUACGCGCUCACGGUUGGUGACAAAGCGCGGCAGCUGACACGCCAACAGACAAAAUUUACGUUGCGGACAGUCGAUCAAACGCAAGGCCAGGAUGCGUGGAUUAUGGCCAGGAUGUUGGCCACAAUCCCCGUGAAUGCGGCAUAA
This is a messenger RNA of Metopolophium dirhodum (rose-grain aphid), 1449 nucleotides long. Its product is annotated as hexokinase-4-like. Gene Ontology annotation, cellular component: mitochondrion; cytosol. The transcript is spliced from 2 exons. Gene Ontology annotation, molecular function: ATP binding; D-glucose binding; glucokinase activity. Lineage: Eukaryota; Metazoa; Arthropoda; Insecta; Hemiptera; Aphididae. Bases 1 to 1449 code for a protein of 482 amino acids. Gene Ontology annotation, biological process: glucose 6-phosphate metabolic process; intracellular glucose homeostasis; glycolytic process. The record is from RefSeq and is a predicted model, not a curated record.